Messenger RNA from Mus pahari (shrew mouse), 2600 nucleotides. RefSeq names its product BRCA1/BRCA2-containing complex subunit 3 (gene Brcc3). The record is from RefSeq and is a predicted model, not a curated record. The coding region runs from base 33 to 995 and encodes 320 amino acids. Gene Ontology annotation, biological process: double-strand break repair. Gene Ontology annotation, molecular function: polyubiquitin modification-dependent protein binding; cysteine-type deubiquitinase activity; metallopeptidase activity. Gene Ontology annotation, cellular component: BRISC complex; BRCA1-A complex. The transcript is spliced from 12 exons. Lineage: Eukaryota; Metazoa; Chordata; Mammalia; Rodentia; Muridae.
GUGCACCCUUGGCGGACGUGAGUGGAAAGAAGAUGGCGGUGCAGGUAGUGCAAGCUGUCCAGGCGGUUCAUCUUGAGUCUGACGCUUUCCUAGUUUGUCUCAACCAUGCUCUGAGCACAGAAAAGGAGGAGGUGAUGGGUCUAUGUAUAGGGGAGUUGAAUGAUGACAUAAGGAGUGACUCCAAAUUUACAUACACUGGAACUGAAAUGCGCACAGUCCCAGAAAAGACUAUUGCAUGGAGAAUCCACAUCCAGGGGGAGAGACUCUCCUGCAAAUCAGUCCUCUUUGAAAAUGCUGGAACGGGCACACCAACAAUGGAUACCAUCAGAAUUGUUCAUAUCCAUUCUGUCAUCAUCUUGCGGCGUUCUGACAAGAGAAAGGACCGUGUAGAAAUUUCUCCAGAGCAGCUGUCUGCAGCUUCAACAGAGGCAGAAAGGUUGGCUGAACUAACAGGUCGUCCCAUGAGAGUUGUUGGCUGGUAUCAUUCUCACCCUCAUAUAACUGUUUGGCCUUCACAUGUUGAUGUUCGUACACAAGCCAUGUACCAAAUGAUGGAUCAAGGCUUUGUAGGACUUAUUUUUUCCUGUUUCAUAGAAGACAAAAACACAAAGACUGGUCGGGUACUCUACACUUGCUUCCAAUCCAUACAAGCCCAAAAAAGCUCAGAGUAUGAGAGAAUUGAAAUCCCAAUCCAUAUUGUACCUCAUAUCACUAUUGGGAAAGUAUGCCUUGAAUCUGCAGUAGAGCUGCCAAAGAUCCUGUGUCAGGAAGAACAGGAUGCAUAUAGAAGGAUUCACAGCCUUACACAUCUGGACUCAGUGACCAAGAUCCAUAAUGGCUCAGUAUUUACCAAGAAUUUGUGCAGUCAGAUGUCAGCAAUCAGUGGGCCUCUACUGCAGUGGUUGGAGGACAGAUUGGAACAAAACCAGCAGCAUUUACAGGAGUUGCAACAAGAAAAGGAAGAACUUAUGGAAGAGCUGUCUUCCCUAGAAUAAAGCAGAAGAACAACAAAAAAAUGGCAGAUGAAAAUGCCUGGCAUAUAAUUUAUUAAAUUAAAUCAAUUUUGAAAAAGAUAAAGUUGAAGGGCCUACAUUAUAUAACUUCAAGACUUAUUAUAAAGCUACUAUGAUAAUCAAGAUACUAUGAUUUUUGCAGAAGAAUCAAUGCAAUAGGAAAGAAAAUUCAGAAAUAAGCCCACAAUAAUAUGCUUAAGUAAUUUUGAAAAAGUACAAAUGUGAUUCAAGGAAGAAAAAACAGUCAUUUCAACAAAUUGAACCUCCACAAGCCAACAAAGUAUAUUCUAAAAGUACCUCCAAAUAUAUCAUGCAUUUAAAUGUACUAUGGAAAACCUAGAAAAAUAUUCAAGAAAAAUUUUCAGGAGUUAAGUACUUAAUAUUCAACUCAAAAGCACAAUUUCACAAGAAAACAAAGUAGAUCUAUUGGACUUCAAAAUUAAAGCUUUCUAUUCUGCAAAACUACUAAGAGAAAACCAUGUAAUAUCUGAUCAGUGAAAAGAUAUACUUAAAACUCAAAAAUAAACAAUACCAGUGGAAAAUGAAAAAAAAGAUAUAAACAUUGUCACUACAGUGGGUAGAUAGAUGGCAAGUAAUUAUGUGCAUAUAUAUUGAAUCUCAUACAUCAUUGAGGAAUGCAACUUAAAACUACAGCAUGGUGUGGCAUAUACUCAUCAAGACUGCUAUAGAAAAAGAUAGUGAAAAUACCAAAUACUGAUGAGGAUGCAAACUAGAUUUCUCAUACACCAAUGACAGGAAUAUAAAAAUACAGCUACUGGGUAGAAGAGUUUGGAUAUUUUUUUAAGUUAAAUAUACACUUAACAUGACCCAGCAAUAAUACUGCCUUGGCACAAAAACUUUUUCAAAUUUUUUCUUGGAAGUUUUAUCUGUGAUAGCUGCAAAGUAGAAAUAACCCAUAUACUCUGCAGUGAGUAAAUGGCUUAACAAACCAUUCUUACUAUAGACUACUACUAUGUAGUGGAAAGGAACAUACUGCUAAUAUGGUGAGCCUUGGGCAGUUACAGUAAAUGAAAAAAUGCUAGUCUUAAAAGAGCACUUACUGUAUAGUUGCAUUUCUAGAGCUUUGUUUAAAUGUCAGAAUUAAUGACAAGAACAGAUUAAUGAUUUCCAGAGUCAGGGAAUAGACAUUGUAUAGCAUAUGUGUGAAUAGACAUUGUAUAGCAUAUGUGUUCUUACUACAGUGUGACAUAAAAGUUAAUUUAGCCUGAUGAAACAGUUUUGUACCUUAAAUUUAGUGUUUAAUAUAUAAGUCUGUUCUGUGCUAACAUUUUUUAGAUUUACAUACAUACAAAUUAAUACAUGUAAAAAUCUAGAAGUGAGUAGGAAUUAAGAUUCCACUUUAUGAAAUAAUUAGAGUGAUAUAUGAGCCAUAUUUAGUGCCACAUGCCUAUAAUCCCAGUGCACAGGAGGCUGAGGCAGAAACAUUUCAAGUUUAGAGAUAUUCUGAGCUAUAUAGUUCACAGCCGGUUGGACUACAGUGUGAGACCUUGCUUCAGAAAAAAAGGGCAAGGAGGGUAGGUGAUAAAAAGAAAACCUGGAAAUGGGGAUAAAAUGAUUUGAUUUUUU